UGCCCCUGUGCCCAAAUGCUCAGCCCUCCCCAGAGCCAGGGCUCACCUAAUCCCCACAGUGGGAGUCGGGGGGCAUUCGCGCCUGUGCCGAUGUCUAGGGUUGCACGGCUGUGACUUCACACUCUGCAGCAUGUGCAGCUGAGGCCUUGGUGCAGCAGUCUUUGCGAGGCGGGUAGCGAGGUCAGCUUGGCAGCUACCUCUUCUGCAGCACGGAUCGGAUCGGGCCUCAGGCAGCUGGUGCCCCAGGACCAGAGGAGGGGAUGGCUGAACAAGAAGCAAGUGGGCUGCAGGUCCUGCUGCGCACGCUUCAGAGCUCCUCUGACAAGGUAUCUAUCCUGACCAUCCUAAAGGUCCUUGGAGAUCUUCUUUCUGUUGGCACAGAUAGGAGGAUUCAUUACAUGAUCAGCAAAGGUGGUAGUGAAGCCCUUCUGCAGACUCUGGUGGACACUGCAAGGGCAGCUUCUCCUGACUAUGACAUUCUCCUGCCUCUCUUCAGACUGCUGGCCAAAGUUGGCCUUCGAGAUAAAAAGUUUGGACAGAAGGCACUGGAAUUGGAAGCACUUGAUGUGACAUUAAUUCUAGCCAGGAAAAACCUGUCCCAUAGCCAGAACCUCCUGCACUGUCUUUGGGCUCUGCGUGUGUUUGCCUCCAGUGUAACCACAGGAGCCAUGCUGGGAAUUAAUGGAGCCAUGGAACUGCUUUUCAAGGUCAUUACACCUUACACCCGAAAGCACACACGAACAAUCAGGGCAGCCACUGAAGUUUUGGCAGUACUGCUGAAAUCCAAGUCUAACAGCCGCAGGGCGGUGAACAGAGGCUAUGUCACCAGCUUGCUCAGACUGCAUCAGGACUGGCACAACCACGACACCGUCAACAUCUUCGUGAUGAUCCGUCGGGGGCUUCUACUCUGUCUCCAGCACAUCGCCACCUUCCGGUCRGGCAGGGAGGCCUUCCUGGCGGCCCAGGGCAUGGAGACCCUGUUCAGCAUUACACAGAAUUGCCUGGACAACAAGGGCAUGGAGCCUGUCAUCUCUGUCAUGCUGCAGAUCCUGAGGCAAUGCUACCCAGUGAGUCCACUUCCUUUGGUCACACCCAGCAGUGCCUAUGCCUUCUCAGUCCCUGGGAGCUUCACCCCUGAGCCUCCAUGUGCUCUAUCUGAAGAAGAUUUUGAAGAUGAUGGUGAUGAAGAGGUGGACAAAGACUCGGAUUCUGAGGAUGUGAAAGAGGAAUAUGAUGACUUGGAAACUGAUGUGGACAAGCUGAGUUCCAAGCCUGGGCUUGACCGACCUGAAGAGGAACUCAUGCAAUAUGAGGCAAUGUGUCUGGAGCUCUCCUAUAGCUUUCAGGAACUAGAGUCCAAAUUUGGAGAUGAUGCAAACUUUGAAGACUCUCAGAACACCAAUCACCACCACAUUCCCACUGCUGCCUCCCCAAAGCAGCACUGCUUGAAGAAGGACCAAACCUCCUGGGGGCAAGAAAAAGAAGACACAGUCCAGACUUCUCUCCUGAGCAUGGUGAAGAUGGGAAGGUCCUCCAAGAAAAGACCCAUAAAGAACAUACACCACGAUGUGCAAUCCAAUGGUCUUGGCAUAGAUUCUCUUGGAAACGAUAUCCCUGACAUUCAGACUUCCCCAAAAGAGGAUGGUUGGGACAUAGAAGCUAUUUCUUGCCCAAGGAUGAGUGCCUCCUUUUCCAAUUCCUCUACUCCUARAGAAGCUGGUGAAGCAAUAGAUAAACUUCUGCACCUACAUCCCAAGCAUAUCCCUUUCCAUGAUCCCUGCCUUUAUAUGGCCAAAGCCAGAAGAACCAGGUCUGUGGUGGACUUCAAGAUGGUGGCAUUUCCUGAUCUCUGGGGGCACUGUCCACCUCCCUCUGCCCAGUACAUGUUGGAACGCAAAUGUGGAGUCCAGAGGAUCAAGAUAUUUGAGGAUGUCCGAAGGUUCAUCCAGCCAAAUGAUAUUAUAAAUAAAGUUAUCUUUAGUUUAGAUGAGCCUUGGCCUUUGCAAGACACAGCUUCCAGUUGCCUAAGGUUCUUCUCCAAGUUUGAGUCAGGAAAUCUUCGCAAAGCCAUCCAAGUGCGUGAGUUUGAGUAUGACUUGCUGAUCAAUGCUGAUGUGAACAGCUGCCAGCACCAGCAAUGGUUCUAUUUCAAGGUGAGCGGUAUGAGAGCCAACACCCCUUACCGCUUCAACAUCAUCAACUGUGAGAAGCCCAACAGCCAGUUUAAUUAUGGGAUGCAGCCAACCCUGUACUCUGUGAAGGAGGCUCUUCUUGGCAGACCCAGCUGGAUACGGACAGGCAAUGAGAUCUGUUAUUACAAAAACCAUUAUCGCCAGAGGGCAGCUGCCACCGRUGGGACAUCUGGGAAGUGCUAUUAUACCCUCACCUUUGUGGUCACCUUCCCACAUGAUGAGGAUGUCUGCUACCUGGCCUACCACUAUCCCUACACCUACUCAGCCCUCAUGACUCACCUCGACAUCUUGGAAAAAAGUAUCAACCCUAGGCAAGUCUACUUCCGGCAGGAGGUUCUCUGCCACACUCUGGGAGGGAACCCAUGUCCAUUGGUGACCAUCACAGCCAUGCCAGAGUCCAGCAGCACUGACCAUCUGGAGCAGUUCCGACAUCGUCCCUAUCAGGUGAUCACUGCUCGAGUCCACCCAGGAGAGAGCAAUGCCAGCUGGGUGAUGAAGGGGACCUUGGAGUUCCUGGUCAGCAGUGACCCUGUGGCAAGGCUUUUGAGGGAAAACUUCAUUUUCAAAAUCAUCCCUAUGCUCAAUCCCGAUGGUGUCAUCAAUGGCAAUCACAGAUGCUCACUGAGAGGGGAGGACUUGAACAGACAGUGGCUCUCUCCCCAAGCGCAUCUCCAACCAACCAUUUACCAUGCAAAAGGACUCCUUCACUACCUGUGCAGCAUUGGCCGGAGUCCCGUGGUCUUCUGUGAUUUCCAUGGCCAUUCCCAAAAGAAGAACGUGUUCCUCUAUGGUUGCAGUGUCAAGGAGACCCUGUGGCAAGCAGGCUGCACCGUGAGUGCAUCUACUCUCUUGGAGGAUGUCAGCUACAGG
Messenger RNA from Urocitellus parryii (Arctic ground squirrel), 3062 nucleotides. The record is from RefSeq and is a predicted model, not a curated record. Lineage: Eukaryota; Metazoa; Chordata; Mammalia; Rodentia; Sciuridae.